CAAGGUGCGGCUAGUUCACUCAACAGGUGUCUGAGUCAGGGUAUCGGCAACGACUCUUAACGGAUUUUUUCCCUAACAUUUGUUAAUUUAACGUCGGAGGAUUACGAAAACCGAACUCAUUUGGAAAAGCAUUAGGCAUAUAACUAUUUGCUGAACUGCUGCUUUCAGAUAUAGUUGAUCUUUUAAGUUCAUUGUGAGAAGAUGGCAAAUAAAGGACUGCAGCUCCUGGGAUUUACUCUAUCGCUUCUGGGGUUGAUUGGGCUCAUUGUUGGCACAAUCUUACCCCAAUGGAAGAUGUCUGCCUACGUUGGAGAUAAUAUAAUCACAGCGAUAGCGAUGUAUCAAGGCCUUUGGAUGUCGUGCGCUUUCCAGAGCACCGGACAAAUGCAGUGCAAGGUGUACGACUCCAUCCUACAACUCGAUAGUUCUCUCCAGGCAACUCGUGCCCUGAUGAUUGUCGCGAUCCUUCUCACAGUAGCAGGACUGGGUGUGGCCAGCAUGGGCAUGAAGUGCACUAACUGUGGUGGAGAUGACAAGGUCAAAAAGUCCCGCAUUGCCAUGACCGGCGGUAUAGUCCUCCUUGUUGGAGCCCUCUGUAGCAUUGUUGCCUGUGCCUGGUUUACAAAUCGAAUCGUCCAGGACUUCUAUAACCCCUUCACACCAGUCAACACGAAGUAUGAGUUCGGUGCGGCCAUUUUCAUCGCCUGGGCAGGUGCGUUCCUGGACAUAAUGGGUGGAGGCAUGUUGGCUGCCUCCUGCCCAAAGGGUAAAUCAUCUCCCAAGUACCCCAAGUCCUCCAGACCCCCCAGCAGCAGCAAGGAGUACGUUUGAGCCAUGGCGGCAGUUCACAAGCUGGAGAAGAUCAUAAUGAAUCCUAGAGCAUCUGUAGAAGUUUCCCUAGUCAGCUGAUCUCAGAUCUGUUUAGAUUUUAAUUGUGUAUUGUGUUUGACUUGGAAUAGAACAAACAGCUAAGAUCAGUGUCCUUGGGAAAAUUUUACUCAUGCUCAGAUGCAGCAGCCCACCUCAGAAAAAGGUCACUUCUGUUUUCUUUCUUUUGAUAAGCACCAAGUCUGUUUUUUCCUAUUAUAAAUCCUGUUACUGAAGUGAGUUUGGAAAGAGAGGGUUCUUCCCCAGUAUGUCCUUAGUGAACAUUAAAGAGAGGGGCAUACUCAGGGAAAAAUCGUCACUCAUACCGCUCAUUAGCACAUCAUCUCUAUUGUAAAGCCAUGUCCUGACCUCAUCUGCCUUGCUUGCUUUGUGCAUCACUUUAUAAAUUGUGCCAGACACUGAGGUGCAUGAAAAGAACAACUUAAAAAGAAAAUAACUUUUUUAUUUGUAUUUUUUUUAAGAGCCAAGGCCAACAUGUAAAUUUCUGGUUCAAUUUGCUGCAUAAUUUCAGGCCGGUGACUGUGACAUACCAGACCUUCUCUUUCCAAACAAUACUUCACUUUAUACAAAUCAUCUGAGGGAAGUUUCGCUCAUUGCUAUUGAAAGACAGUUUUUGAAAGGAAGUAGUAAAAUACUGAACUACUCAAAGAGAACUAUAAUGGAAUCGAGUGGUAUGUUGAUGGAAUUAGAUUGAAAUUGCUGGCAUGCAUAUAGAGCUAGACUGAAACUAGGUGGAUAAACAAAAGCUUGACUUUUUUGGGUGAGGCUAAAGAUAAAGAAACUAAAGCACUAAACUUCUCAGUUAAGUCAGUUUUUUUUGGGGGGGGGGGUAAAUCAAAGAAAUGGCUCUUAUUUAUGCAAAGUGAAACUUUUCAGUUGCUUUUGUGCUCCAGCUCCUCGGUGUCCUUCCUGUUAUUCAGCUAAUGCUUUUGACACUCCUUUCAUGUUUUAUACACAAUUUAUUGGUCAGUAGAAAAGGCUGUAGAUAUUUGCUUGGGUUUUAUCACAGCUGGUUACAAUCCAAGACUCGCAUGAAUCAUGUGUCUCUUUAUAUCCACAACAACAUGAGCAUGUGACAUGCAAAAACUGGUCCUCUAUGGGGUUUUUUCUCUCUCGUUCUUUGGUCUUUGUGCUUGGACCACUUGAGGUGGGUCGCCCUCAAGUCUAUUUAGGAUAGUCAUAUUAUAUUUGUAACCAGUUUAUGCAAAUAUUUAACUUUUUGAAACGUUUUUGACUGUUCAGUUUGCAAUUUUAUGUAAAUAAAUUUUUUAAAACAAGA
Molecule: messenger RNA, 2167 nt
Organism: Sinocyclocheilus grahami
Lineage: Eukaryota; Metazoa; Chordata; Actinopteri; Cypriniformes; Cyprinidae
Product: claudin-7-B
Exons: 4
Coding region: 202-831 (209 amino acids)
Cellular component (GO): bicellular tight junction; membrane
Molecular function (GO): structural molecule activity
Source: RefSeq, a predicted model, not a curated record